AUGGUGGAUCGCGUGGAUUGCUCGGGUGUCUAUAUCGACGACCGAGUGCGGUCAGAACGAUGGGUGCGCAGAAACUCCAUCGACUCAUCAACCAUAUCGUCCGCAGGUUCCUUUGUGACUCCCGAUGAGUCGGAGGCCCUGCAGGCCGAUGUGGAGCUGCUGCUGGAAACCUGCAAGCAAGUUUAUCUCUGCCACAACGGAACCACUUUUGCCAACAAGUUGGCCGAGCUCAGCGACCGUGCAGGUAAUGAGUGUAACCCGAUUUUCGCCUUCUUCGAUGUAGACUUCAGCGGGGAAGAAUCGAAUUUGGCUCGCCGUAAAGCCAGCCGGGCUUCGUGGAUGGACAACGGACCUCCAUCGCCUGGUUCCAUCCAUCGCACAUUCACCUUUUCAACUCAAUCAGAUGAAGCACGUGGGCUGUCACUUCUAUCGGGAAUUUCCAACGACAUCCAAGUUCAAGAAGGCCCGAAAUUGAUCAUCCCUAUCGCGGUAUUGCGACUCCCCGGUCCAGAUACACCUGCCGCAGAUGGCGGUCCAACCAGCGACCCGCUAUCUCGGGGGCCUCUCACACUAGAGCAUAAACAGAUCGCCCGUUGCCUCGAUGCUGGUGCAGUAGAUGUUUUGACGACCCCACUUGAUCGGGCACGAAUCCAAAGUCUUGUGGUUCAUGCCUAUCGAACGCGCAAAGGCGCCCAGCGAGAGAUGUCUAGCUUCCUCGCACGAAGAAAGCUACGGAAGCUCUCUUGGGUGGGCGUGAACAACAAUGAACAACCAUACUCAUAUUUGAGAGAGGCUAUGGUUUCCAAGCUCAUGAACGGAAUUUGCAACCCGGAGGAGGUCAUUUCGGAGUUCCAAGAAGGGGAGCUUGACAUUGAUCUUGACCGUGUGCCUUUCAUCAAAGAACAGCUAGGUUGCUGGAAGUUUUCCGCCCAUGACUUUACCGAGGAUGAGCUGGUGUUUGGUGCUUGCGAAAUCCUCCAGCAUGCUCUCACUAUGCCAGGUCUAGAUCAUUGGAGGCUAACCCCUGAUGAACUACAAAACUUCCUGCUUGCCUGUCGUGCUGCCUACAACUCGUUUGUGCUUUACCAUAAUUUCCGUCAUGCGAUUGAUGUGCUGCAAUCCGUCUUUUGCUUCUUAUUGCACAUCGGUGUCUUGCCGCCAUACCGACCGACUGGCCAAACCCGCGUUGCCAAAUCCCCCAUCGCCUCACUCCUCGCGCCAUUUGACGCUCUCACUCUCUUGAUCUCAGCUAUUGGUCAUGACGUUGGUCAUCCAGGUGUCAACAACUUCUUCCUUGUCAAGCUUAAUGCCCCUCUCGCACAACUUUACAACGACAACUCCGUCCUCGAAGCAUUCCACUGUGCGGCUUUCUCGCAGAUCCUUCGCCGACACUGGCCAGCAGCAUUCAAAGACAAAGGUCUACGAAAGCUUCUGAUCAGCUCAAUUUUGGCGACAGAUAUGGGUGUUCAUCAAAAGUUUAUGCAACGGAUGGGUUCAUUGCAAGAACGCUAUUAUGAGAACAAUAAAAGUGUUGAUGGCUGGAAACCCCAGGAUGUCGACAUGUUUAAAACACUUGUUUGUGGUUUGUUGAUCAAGUGCGCCGAUAUCAGCAAUGUCGCCCGGCCGUGGAAGGUUGCAGAGAAAUGGACCAAAAUUCUCCAGGAGGAAUUUGCCAACCAGGGUGAAAUGGAGAGAGAGGUUGGUAUGGAAACUGCACUCUUUGGUGGACCGCCGGAGCUAGGUAAUGUCUACAAGCUGGCCACUGGCCAGAUUGGAUUCAUGUCAAUUUUCGCGCUCCCACUGUUCGAGGGCAUAUCCGACCUUCUGCCUCAAUUGGAUUUCACCGCGGAGCAUAUCCGCCGCAACCAAGCUCAAUGGCAGAAACUUUCGAACGACGAGCUGAAAAAGCAGGGUUUGCCCGUUGAGAAUCGAGCCGAGAUCACCGUUUCGCCUCGUUCCCAUAGCCCUGCUACCGAAUCCACGGGUACUGAAAAGGCACAUGCUCAUUCAGACCUCAAAUCUCCUGCAUCAUCUACAGAUACAGCCUCGGCUUCAAUCAACGAAAACACCAUUGAACCGGUGGUUUCGCCAGAUACUGCGGGUCCUCAGAUUGAAAUCACGGGAACACCUCUCGCACCGGCUGAUAUCCCCUCUCGCAAAUCAUCAAGUGCCAUGCCAGAUACGUCUUAUUUCUCCAUUCCAGGUGCCCCGGAGUCGCAUCGCGGAUCUGUUGGGACACAGUACUUCAGUCCCCUCCCCGAGUCCAAUAUUUCUACGGACGAUCCAGCUGUACUCGCAGCCGUUCUAUAUGCCAACUCUGCAAAUGGUAAUGUUCCCGUGGGAAUGACAGAACACGAUCGUGCGUCCGAGUCUGCCGAUAGACCGGGUAGCUCCCGCCAAGGCAUCAUGCACGGCACUCAACGUCACCACGCACACCACAGCUCAUCUGCUCGCACAGGUUCCAAUCGUAACAGCUGUGCCCGAUCCCAAAGCACCUACAGCAGCAAAAUGACACCCAUCUCUCCUGCAACCAACGCCACAAGCUUUUUGGCUGUUGAUAGUGGAGAUGAAAAGCGGAUUUCUGGAGAAAGUGCGCCGCAGAGUGAUAUUGGUGGACCAGAUGAUAGUAGCACCCGUCCCAGCACGGCGGAUGCCUAUCCCGCAAGCAUCCCAGAGCAUUCAAGUAGCUACAGUCCUGGACGUAGCUCCGGAAUUGGCGCUGGAUACUCUCAGUCCGAAGAUGGCGCCACCAAAGACUUUGCCAGGAAUGGUCGUAGCCCGGCUCAGUCAACCACUACGGGCGAGAGCAUCAAAAACGAAAGCCCGCAGGAGGACCAACGUGGGCACCGCAAGCUUCCUAAACGACGGAGCAGACUACGCCUUGCAUUCUGGAAACGUCGCAACCAUACAAACGAGGUUCGCGGCGAGACUUGA
Messenger RNA from Penicillium nucicola, 2934 nucleotides. RefSeq names its product 3',5'-cyclic-nucleotide phosphodiesterase PDE2 (gene pdeB). Gene Ontology annotation, biological process: signal transduction. Bases 1 to 2934 code for a protein of 977 amino acids. The transcript has 2 exons. NCBI's taxonomy places the organism in Eukaryota, Fungi, Ascomycota, Eurotiomycetes, Eurotiales, Aspergillaceae. The record is from RefSeq and is a predicted model, not a curated record. Gene Ontology annotation, molecular function: 3',5'-cyclic-nucleotide phosphodiesterase activity.